CUUCGACACUUCACAGCACUAGGCAACAGCUGUUAAAAAAUAAAGUCGUGCGGAAAAUUAAGCAUUUUCGGCUAAAAGUCUAUUGCAAACAUGGCCAAGAUCAUUAAGGCAUCCACAGGUUUGACCGGACUCGCCGUGUCCACCAAUCCCCACCACACGCUUUGUGCCCUCUAUGGCAAGAUCCUGCGAGCGGUGUCCAAGAUGCCACAGGAUGCCAGCUACCGCAAGUACACGGAGCAACUGGUGAAGCAGCGCGCCGAUUCCGUGGCCCAACACAAGGACAUCACUGCCCUGGAAAAGGCCGUCGGUUGCGGUCAAGUGGAGGAGCUGAUUGUCCAGGCCGAGAACGAGCUGAUCCUGGCGCGCAAAAUGCUCGGCUGGAAGCCCUGGGAGAAGUUGGUCCAAGCCGCGCCUGCCAAGCAGUGGGACUGGCCACCAGCCCAGAUCAUGGAGCCCAAGGUUUAGAUUCACACUUAGUACUAAUUAAUCUACAGCAAAUCGAAAUGAGAAGAGAGCAAUAAAUCCGUUGAUAAACCAGUCGCUUUAUCAGCUAAAAAAUAA
This is a messenger RNA of Drosophila sechellia, 561 nucleotides long. RefSeq names its product NADH dehydrogenase (ubiquinone) subunit ND-13B (gene ND-13B). Gene Ontology annotation, cellular component: respiratory chain complex I. NCBI's taxonomy places the organism in Eukaryota, Metazoa, Arthropoda, Insecta, Diptera, Drosophilidae. The coding region runs from base 91 to 465 and encodes 124 amino acids. Gene Ontology annotation, biological process: respiratory electron transport chain. The record is from RefSeq and is a predicted model, not a curated record. The transcript is spliced from 3 exons.